Messenger RNA from Vanrija pseudolonga, 2986 nucleotides. RefSeq names its product putative transcription factor lepB. Gene Ontology annotation, molecular function: zinc ion binding; DNA-binding transcription factor activity, RNA polymerase II-specific; DNA binding. Gene Ontology annotation, biological process: regulation of DNA-templated transcription; DNA-templated transcription. NCBI's taxonomy places the organism in Eukaryota, Fungi, Basidiomycota, Tremellomycetes, Trichosporonales, Trichosporonaceae. The record is from RefSeq and is a predicted model, not a curated record. The coding region runs from base 175 to 2916 and encodes 913 amino acids. The transcript has 11 exons.
CCCACCCCGUCCCCCUCCCCCGCAACCAGCUUAUCACGGAGUCGGCCACUGGUUCUCCGGUCGACUUUUUGCACUCGCACACUUUCUCAUCUUUGCUUGUGUCCGACAUCCCUAUCUAAGGUAGACACAUCUCGUCGACUUGUCCAAGAACCCGAGUCAUUGCAUAGCUUGCACAUGACAACAAUGUCGGUGUUUCCACCCAUCACCCCGUUCAGCUUCACGCGACCAGGCACCUCGAUCCGCCGGACCAAGAGCGUCCAAAACUGUGUUGGUGAGUCGGCCUGGACCUCCUUUGACCAGCAGCUCACCACCACUCUCCAGCCUGUCGCCGCCGCAAAGCCAAGAAAGUGGCCAUGCUCGCCCUGCAAAGACCGAGGCGAGGCGCACCUCUGCGAGCCAUUUGUGCGCGAGCCGAGCGACCGCCCGACGGGCUACACGCACGUCUCGGACACGUCCAUCCUCGCUAACCGGGUGACGCAGCUCGAGCUGGUCAUCUCACGCUUGCUCGAGCGCGUCGACGACAUCAACAUCUACUCGGACCUGCUCAACGAGUUCAAGGACCCGUUACCGGUCUUCAAGCCGCCCGAGGGCAAAGACGGGCAUGACGACGACGACCAAGACCAGAAACCCAGCAACGGCGCCGGCCACGGGAAUGGCACCAGCCACGUUCCCAUGCUUAGCGCCCAUUCAACGGGCAACGGCAACGGCAGCAACGACGCAAUGAGCCGCCGAAUGAGCACAAUGUCGAGCGUCUCACGGAAAAAGUCGCUCAUCCCAGACGACAACGACGUUAUCGAGGUCGAAGACAUGACGUUCAUGGGCAACGGAGGCGCACCCACGCUGCCCAUGCACCCUGCAGCUGCGGCUGCCGUCGCAGCAGCGGCACAGGGGGUGCCCGUCACCAUGCCGCCGCAGAUGAUCGCGCACGCGCUCUCGCCCGUCUCGCGCAGCAGCUUCUCGGGGCAAGGGAUCGGCCCCUUCCCCCUGCAGCCCAACGGGGUGACCGCACCAACCGUGUACUCUGGCCCGCUGAGUGGACCUGGUUCUGGUCCGUACGGCUUGUCGACCCCGUCGUCGGGCAGCGGUCCCCUGCCCACCACGUACGCGCCCCCGCCGACUGCCCCGCCCAUGCCCUACAACCCGCCGUUCAACGCCCUCCGUGAAGUCCCCCCCGAGUCUGAAUCAAAAGCGCCCAGCGUGCACGAGCACGACGCGGCACUCGCCCUCGAGGGCCUCGCUCUUGGUCGAGAAGUAAAUUUUACCCGCGCGGCGUCUGAAGAGGAGGAAACGCCGGGCGGAGCGCUUACUUUCUCCUCGUUUAUCCAACACAACAAGUCCAAGGACCCGCGUGCUGUUCUCAAGUCGUUCCCUUCUGUCGCCAGGCUGCCGCCGCUUAUCGUCGGCAAGCACCUGCUCAACUACUACUUUGUCCACAUCGACUUCCGCUGGCGCGUGCUCCACCGCCCGACCUUUGAAUCGCAGUUUGGCGCGCUGUUCAACCGCCUCCGCACCAACACUACCGAGUUGACGCGCGACGAGCUCAACACGCUCGCGGUCUAUGCCGCCUGCUUGGCCGUCGCAGUGCACAUGCUCGACGAGGAGGGAUACCAGGACCUCGCGCUCGACCUCGACAAGGCCAACGCCCUCGCAGAGGUGUGCUGGAAUGUGUGUUACGAGGCCCUCGCCGCCGCCGACUGGCUCCAGGUGCACGACGUGCGAUCGUGCCAGGCUAUCAUCAUCGCCGGUAUCUACCUCAGCAGUGUGCGCAAGGCCAACCUCCACUGGACCCUGCUCGGUUCGGUGACCAAGAUCGCCAUGGCCAUCGGCCUCGGCGGUGUCCCCAAGGAAGCGAAGAUUGCGAACGGUCUGAUCAAGCCUUCACCGAGGUGGCAGAGUGCCAUUGAUCGUGAAGUUGGCCGCCGCGUCUGGUUCGCAUUGCUCGAGCUGGACAGCCUCUUCUCGAUGGAGUACGGCUUCAUCUACCUCAUUGGGGAGGACAUGCACCAGACCGACGAGCCAGCCAACGUCAACGACGUCGACAUUGUGGCCAACAAGCCAGUCAUCUCUCAGCCGAGCGAGGUAUACACCGACAUGUCGUACUUCAUUCAGCGCCUGCGCAUGUUCUACCCGUUCCGCGGGCUGUGCAUCCGCGCGCGCAAGGGCGGCCGCAUCCACUACUCGUACAUCACCGAGGCGCACAACGAGCUCCAGGCCGCGCUCAACAACAGCCCGACGUUCUUCAAGUACACAGAGGGCAUGGACAUCCCCGUGGACGCGGCGCAGUUCGAGAGCAUCAAGAGGGAAACGCUGGCUCUCAACGAAGGCGCCGACCUGCGACUCCUGCGCCUGCACCGCUACUACUUUGCAGCCGCCUGCCAGAACCCCCGCUACGUCUUGUCCAAGAAGACAUGCCUUGCGUCCGCUCGCCGACUCCUUGAGGCCAAGCGCCGCCGCAUGACGCCGUACCCGCUGAUCCACCCGCACUAUUGGGCACACCACUACUGCAUGUUCGUGUCGACGGUCGUGAUGAUCACGUAUCUGUCGUACGCGCUGCCGCAAGAAAUCCAGGAGGUGAAGCAGCACGCCGAGAGUGGCAUCGAGCAGCUUAGGGUGCUUUCGAAGAAGGGACGCACCGACCUCGGCGACUCGGCCGACACGCUCACGUCGCUCCUCACCCUGCAGCUCACGAAGCGGGAGGAGGAUAGCCCGAAGGUCGCCCAGCCGGAGCUGCACAAGCGCCCGCACGGCGACAUUGAGAAUGAGAACUGGGAGGGAUGGCUGCCGGCCGAUCUGGUCGCGCUGCUCAACGAGUCGGCGUUCGGCACGCCCGGUACCGGUGCCGGCCCCCCUCCGCCCGACAGCAACGUAGCGCCCGUGUUUGAGAAUCUCCUUGACGACUUUACUCUGUGGCAGUAGGAGUAGCAGUGAUGUGCGCGUUGUAUCAUAGUUGCUUGCAAUGGUUGUAUGCAGUCGCAGUGUGAUGGUG